AUAGGUCCAGGCAGACUGGAUUCAGAACUACUGCUCAGAGUUUUCUUUUGAUUGGUGGACCUGAAUAGCUUCUCUCGCAGUGAGAGAAGACCGCCCAGCUGGUCCCCAAUGUCCAGCUACCCUGAUAUGUACAGUGGUCCCCAGCAAAUGCUUCAAAGAUGCGUGAUUGUACAGAAAGAUGAGAAGGGAUACGGGCUAACGGUUACCGGCGACAACCCCGUCUUUAUCCAAAGUGUCAAAGAUCAUGGAGCAGCAUACAAGGCAGGAGUACAGACAGGGGAUAGGAUAAUCAAGGUAAGUCUUAACCCAUUGCUUACCGCAACCCGAUGGUUCUUAUAUUAA
Messenger RNA from Strongylocentrotus purpuratus (purple sea urchin), 342 nucleotides. RefSeq names its product rho guanine nucleotide exchange factor 12-like. The transcript has 4 exons. Lineage: Eukaryota; Metazoa; Echinodermata; Echinoidea; Camarodonta; Strongylocentrotidae. The coding region runs from base 109 to 342 and encodes 77 amino acids. Gene Ontology annotation, biological process: G protein-coupled receptor signaling pathway. The record is from RefSeq and is a predicted model, not a curated record. Gene Ontology annotation, molecular function: guanyl-nucleotide exchange factor activity; G protein-coupled receptor binding. Gene Ontology annotation, cellular component: cytoplasm.